This is a messenger RNA of Pseudovirgaria hyperparasitica, 1362 nucleotides long. RefSeq names its product RIO1-domain-containing protein. Gene Ontology annotation, cellular component: nucleus; preribosome, small subunit precursor; cytosol. Gene Ontology annotation, biological process: maturation of SSU-rRNA; protein phosphorylation. Lineage: Eukaryota; Fungi; Ascomycota; Dothideomycetes; Acrospermales; Acrospermaceae. The coding region runs from base 1 to 1362 and encodes 453 amino acids. The transcript is spliced from 3 exons. Gene Ontology annotation, molecular function: protein serine/threonine kinase activity; ATP binding. The record is from RefSeq and is a predicted model, not a curated record.
AUGAAGCUUGAUACUAAAGCGAUUCGGUAUCUCACGGUCGAGGACUGGAGGGUGCUUACAGCAGUAGAGAUGGGUAGUAGGAAUCAUGAAGUUGUCCCUACCCCCUUGAUACAACAGAUAUCGAAUCUCCGUGGUGGUAGCGGAGUCCAUAAGUGCAUAUCGACCCUUGCGAAGGCAAACCUGAUUGCAAAGGUCAAGAACGCCAAGUACGAUGGCUACCGACUGACAUACGGCGGCAUUGACUAUCUUGCCCUCAACGCCCACCGCAAAUCUUCCACGGUAUAUUCUGUCGGUAACCAAAUCGGCGUCGGCAAAGAAUCUGACAUUUACGUCGUUGCCAGUGAUUCAGGCCUGCAACGAGUACUGAAAAUUCACCGUCUCGGCCGGAUCUCUUUUCGCACCGUCAAGACGAAUCGUGAUUAUCUACGCAACCGCUCCUCGGGAUCAUGGAUGUACAUGUCGCGCCUCGCCGCCUUGAAAGAAUUUACUUUCAUGCAAGUCCUGCGCGACAACGGCAUUCCGACGCCUGAGCCCAUUGCGCAGAACAGACAUACCAUUGUCAUGAGCCUGAUUGACGCAUUCCCACUCCGCCAAAUCUCAAGCGUUCCAGACCCCGCCAGCCUUUAUGCCGAACUCCUCGAGCUCAUCGUACGACUCGCAAGCUUCGGUCUUAUUCAUGGCGACUUCAAUGAAUUCAACAUUCUCGUCAAAGAAGACGCUGCUCCGUCGUCGUCUCUAAAUUCAGACGAGCCUCCGACCAUUACGUUAACACCUAUUGUAAUCGACUUUCCACAGAUGAUAUCUAUUUCGCACCCUGAUGCGGAGUACUACUUCGAUCGCGACGUGAACUGUAUUAAACGCUUCUUCGAACGCAGAUUCCACUUCACAAGCGAUGAGUCAGGCCCAUUCUUCAAAGAUGCCACAUCAAAUGUGACGAAGCGCCUUGACGUUGAAGCCGAGGCCAGCGGGUUUAGCAAAAAAAUGGCACGCGAGCUAGAAAAAUAUAUGAAAGAAGUCGGCGUCGAUGGUGACGGUGGUGUCAGUGGCGAAGGGGCCAAACAGGCAGAAGAUAGGGCCUCUAUCGGGGCCGAAGAUGAUGAUGACGACGAGUGCGACGCACCACAAAGCGUAGGCGAUGGAAAGGACGUCGCCGACCAGCCUCGUCUCCCAGACGCUACGUUGUUUCCAGGAAAUGCAGAUCCAACAAUCCCGGACGCCGACCUGAACGCCACAUUUACCGUCCUCGAUAUAAAAGACUUUGACCAGGGUGGUGGACCCAUGGGCGUAGGCCUAGAGGCGGCCCCUUCGGUGGCACCGACUACUCGUACCAUAUCGAAAAAAGCUGCAGGGUGGGCAAUAUGA